AUAAUUCACGCUAUCAUCAAUUUACCACUCAAACGAACAGAUUCAAAACCUUUCAAUUUCAGUGCUCUUGACUCAAAUUGCACGAUUUCACUCCUCUCUUAUCAUAAUUCCUAUUUCAUCACAUCUUUGGUCUUUUAUCUUAUCCUCCUCUUUUUACAUCUCCUUAAUCUUCUCAUACCAAUGGCUUAUCAGACCAACAAAGGAGCCACCUCCUCCUUCUCUUCUUCCUCUUCUUUUUCUUCCUCUUCUUCCCCUCACCAAUGGAGCUAUGACGUUUUCUUAAGUUUUAGAGGUGAAGAUACCCGUAAUGGUUUUACAAGCCAUUUACAUAAAACUUUGUGUGACAAGGGUUUUGACACCUUCAUUGAUAAUAACCUUCAGAGAGGAGGAGAAAUUUCAAUUGAACUUCUUAAAGCCAUUGAAUCAUCAAAAGUUUCAAUUAUUGUGUUUUCUGAAAACUAUGCUUCUUCUUCUUGGUGUUUGGAUGAACUUGUCAAGAUUCUGGAGUGUAAAAAAAAUAUUGGCCAAUUAGUUUUACCUAUUUUUUACCAUGUGGAUCCAUCAGAAGUACGUGGACAAAAGAGAGAGUUUGGGGUGGCCUUGACAAAAUAUGAAGAAACAUUCAAAGAUAAUAUUGACAAGGUGCAGAAUUGGAGGAUAGCUUUAAAGGAAGUUGGUAGUUUGUCUGGAUGGCACUAUAAGAAUAGUGACACUGAAUCUAAAUUUAUCCAAACAAUCGUUGAAAAUAUACCAAGAACUAUAUUAAAAUGCAAGCCAGUAUUUGUUGGCGAACGCCUUGUUGGAGUAAAACCUCGUGCCAAGGCCGUAGAAUCACUUUUAAGUAUUGAGUUAAAUGAAUUCCGCAUGGUAGUGAUUCAUGGCUUUUCCGGAAUAGGUAAGACUACAAUUGCAAAAGCAGUUUAUAACAGAAUUGCUAAUCAUUUUGAUAGAAGCAGUUUUUUAGAGAAUGUUAGAGAAACUUCGAAGACAAAGGAUGGCAUUAUCAAACUACAAGGUCAACUUCUUAAAGAGAUUUUAGGGGAUGAAAAUUUGAAAAUUCACAGCAUAUCUGAAGGAAUCAAUUUGAUAAAAAAGGGACUUUGUUGUAAAAAGGUUCUUUUAAUUCUUGAUGAUGUGGAUACAUUGGAAAGAAUAAAAAAUUUGCUUGGAGAUUGUAAUUGGUUUGCUCCAGGAAGUAGAGUCAUUAUAACAACAACAACAAAUCCACAAUUUUUAGCUACUCUUGGAAAAGUUUGUACAACUUAUGAGGCCAAGAAAUUAGAGAAACAUGAAGCUCUUCAACUCUUUGAAAAGCAUGCCUUCCUUGGAAAGAAAGCCAAUAAAGAUUAUUCAAAACUUACAAACCAAGUUAUACAGUAUGCCCAAGGCCUUCCAAUAGCUCUUAUAAUAAUAGCUCGUGAUUUGUGUGGAAGAACUAAACAUGAAUGGGAAAUUACAUUAGAUAAGUAUAACAAAAUUCCCAAUAAAGACAUUCAAGAAGUACUUAGAGUAAGUUAUGAUGGACUAGAGGAAAUCGAACAAGAUAUUUUCCUCGAUAUUGCAUGUUUCUUCAAGGGAUGGACCAAGGGUUAUGUUGUAGAUAUAUUAAAUGCUUGUGAUUUAUAUCCAGAUUAUGGUAUUUCAAGACUUGUUAAUAAGUGUCUCAUUACUAUGGAUCAAUAUGGUAUAUUGUUAAUGCAUGACUUGAUACAAAAAAUGGGUAGGGAAGUUGUUCGACAAGAAUCUAGACAUAUUCUUGGAAAACGUAGCAGGAUAUGGCAUCAUAAAGAUGCUCUUGAAGUACUAAUUGGAAAUAAGGGGACGGACGAAAUUCAAGGUAUAAUGUUGCAUUCACCUAAACCGGUAAAGUUGCAACUACAUCCUGAUGUUUUCAAAAGGAUGACAAAUCUCAGGAUACUUAUUGUAAAUAACUUACAUAUUUGUGAAGCAAUUCAAUAUUUUCCCAACGGGAUAAGACUUCUUAGUUGGCCUAAGUAUCCAUUUCCCUUGCCAUCCAACUAUUGUCCUCAACAACUUGUUAGUCUCCAUAUGCCAGAUAGUCGCAUUGAGUUGGAAAAGCUAUGCAAGCAGGUGUUCCAGUUAGAAAAUAUGAAACAUCUCAAUCUCCGUGGUUGUAAAUUUAUAACCAAAUUACCUGAUUUACGCACCCCAAACUUGGAGACAUUGGACCUUUCUGAUUGUGAAAAUUUAGUUAAGAUUCACGAGUCCGGUGAAUUUCUUCAUAAGCUUAAAACGUGGAAUCUUGAUAAUUGCAAAAAACUUCAAAAUCUUCCAAACAACCUCAUGUUGACAUCUCUUGAAGUUCUUGAUACAUUAUCCCUUCGUGGUUGCAAAAACCUUCGGGAUCUUCCAGAUGGCAUUUAUAAAUUGCAACUGCUUUGGCAGCUCUGGACUCCUACCGCCAAAUUGAGACCGACAUGCAAUUCUUUUGAUAGCUCCUCCGGUUAUGGGUUUCUGAAGAUGGAAUUCCUGGAUUUCAAUUACUAUAAAAACGUAAUUGAAUUAGAUCUUUUGAUGAAGCCUGAUUACUUCCCAGCAUUGAGUUUGAUAUUUCUAGCUGGAACCAAUAUUAUUACCAUCCCCGAAAGCAUUAGCAGAUUUCCUAGUUUAAGUACACUUCAUAUUGAGAAUUGCAAGCACCUUCGUGAAAUUCAAGGACUUCCACAAUCGAUAAGGUAAUAGAAAUUAUGGGGAUUUUACCGAAGGGAGUAUGUGGUAGUGCAAGAAGCAAUGAAUUAAUGGAUCCCCAGUUCACCGAUUACUUCCCAUCUGAAACUGAAUCUGAAUCUGAAUCUGAAGAUGGGUACAUAUCACAGUUCCCC
Messenger RNA from Quercus robur (English oak), 2843 nucleotides. Its product is annotated as disease resistance protein RPV1-like. Gene Ontology annotation, molecular function: ADP binding; ATP hydrolysis activity. The coding region runs from base 181 to 2700 and encodes 839 amino acids. Lineage: Eukaryota; Viridiplantae; Streptophyta; Magnoliopsida; Fagales; Fagaceae. The transcript has 5 exons. The record is from RefSeq and is a predicted model, not a curated record. Gene Ontology annotation, biological process: signal transduction; defense response.